This is a messenger RNA of Staurois parvus, 255 nucleotides long. The record is from the annotation of a GenBank genome assembly. NCBI's taxonomy places the organism in Eukaryota, Metazoa, Chordata, Amphibia, Anura, Ranidae.
AAUCACCUCUGGGUUUUUUAUUUUUUCUUAAACAAACCAAAAACCACUGAAAAUUUGGGGAAAAAAAGUUUUUUCUUAGUUUUUGUUAUAAAAUUUUGUAAAUAAGUGAUUUUUCUCCUUCACUGAUGUGCGCUAAUGAGGCUGCAGUGAUAGACACUGAUAGGCUGCAGUGAUGGACACUGAUAGGUGGCACUGAUGGGCACUGAUGAUGAGGAGACACUGGUAGGUGGCACUGAUGGGCAUUGACACAGGCAU